This is a messenger RNA of Cuscuta campestris, 3120 nucleotides long. NCBI's taxonomy places the organism in Eukaryota, Viridiplantae, Streptophyta, Magnoliopsida, Solanales, Convolvulaceae. The record is from the annotation of a GenBank genome assembly.
UUCGGCCGUUCUCCGGUUGUUGUAAUGUCAGGCCGAGGAGGAAGCGGCGGCGGCAGGGGAGGCGGUCGAGGACCGCAUCAGGGCGGAGAACGUGGCGGCCCUGGGAGGGGACGCGGCGGUCCUGGUGGUCCCUUGCCCGGAGGGCGCGGCGGUAGUGGUCCCUAUGCUGGAGGGCGCGGCGGUCCUGCACCGCCUGCGCACAAUGUGCCUCCCUCUACCAUUCCGCCUGCGUUGCCUGACCAGAUCAGUCGGAUGUCCUUACAACCAGAGGCGAAACCUAGUCCUGUAGUGCAGGCGCCUGUGGCCAAGGAACAGGGCUCAACUUCGGAGCGGUUGCCCGUUCUACCUCCUGCGUCGUCCAAGGACGUUAGGUUUCCGGCGCGGCCAGGUUUCGGAAAGCUUGGCCAGAAAUGUUAUGUUCGUGCCAACCACUUCCUGGUGGAGUUGUCCGAUAGGGAUCUGCAUCACUACGAUGUGACUAUUACCCCUGAAGUCACUUCCAAAAAGGUAUGCAGAGAUAUCAUGGCGAAGGUAGUUCAAGACUACUCACAAUCGCAUCUGGGAAGACGGUUGUUGGCAUAUGACGGUGGAAAAAGUGUCUAUACAGCUGCCGAAUUACCCUUCAAAUCCAAGGAUUUUGUUGUGAAGUUGAUAGACAAGGAGAGAACUUCAAGGCAGGAGAGACAGUUUACAGUGUCAAUAAAGUUUGCCGCGAAGCAUAGUCUGCAUCAUUUGCAGGAGUUCUUGCGAAGUAGGCAGCUCGAUAGCCCACAGGAAACCAUACAAGUUCUUGAUGUAGCCUUGAGGGCAAACCUGUCAAACACUUACCAGGUGGUUGGAAGAUCAUUCUUCCACACAAGUUUUGGCAAGGGGCCACUUGAUGAUGGGCUGGAAUAUUGGAAAGGGUUCUAUCAGAGCCUGCGACCGUGUCAAAUGGGGCUGUCCUUGAACAUAGAUGUGUCUGCCAGAGCUUUCUAUGAACCUAAACUGGUUUCUCAGUAUGUUUUUGAGUACUUGAAAGUCAGGGAUAAGACCAGGCCUCUAUCGGACCAAGAUCGCUUGAAGGCCAAAAGGGUUCUAAAGGGCCUUAGGGUUGAAGUCACUCAUCUACAAAAUAUUAGGCGGUACAAGAUUUCUGGAUUGUCUACCUUACCAGCUAGCCAGUUGAUGUUUGAGCUCGAAACAGGUGAAAAGACUUCUGUGACAAAAUACUUCAGCCAAAAAUACAAAAUUAAUAUUGCUUUUCCCAUGCUGCCUGCUCUCCAGUCUGGCAAUGAUGCCAGACCUGUAUACUUGCCGAUGGAGGUUUGCCGAAUUGUGGAAGGCCAGCGGUAUACUAAAAAGCUGAAUGAAAAACAAGUUUCUGCAAUGCUAAAAGCUACUGCCCAGCGCCCUAAAGAAAGAGAGAUAAGUAUCAGUAAGGUUGUCCGUGCUAACAAUUAUAACAAAGAUAACUUAGUUUCUGAAUUUGGAAUGAAACUAACUGAUGACCUUACUGCAAUUGAAGCACGUGUUCUUCCACCGCCAAUGAUUAAGUAUCAUGAAAGUGGACGAGAACCUGCAAUCAAUCCAUUUGUAGGACAGUGGAACAUGAUCAACAAGAAAAUGGUCGAUCCUGGGAGGGUUGACUUCUGGACUUUGGUCAACUUCUCACGGUUUCAGGAUUCAGAAGGGUUUUGUCAUGGUUUAAUAGACAUGUGCUGUAGUCGUGGAAUGCUAUUCAAUCCCAACCCGUUGGUACCCUUUCGGUUUGCCAAUCCUAACCAAAUAGAGAAGACACUUCAUGACAUUCACAAUGAAAGCUGUGCUCGGAUUGCUAGCAUGAAAGGGAAUGAGGGAAAGAGUCCUCUUCCCAAGUUACAGCUGCUCAUCAUUAUUCUUCCUGAAAUUUCCGGAACCUAUGGCAAGAUUAAGAAGAUUUGCGAGACAGAGUUGGGAAUUGUCUCUCAGUGCUGUCAACCUAAGCAAGCCUCCAAAUAUAACAAGCAGUAUUAUGAGAAUGUUUCGCUUAAGAUAAAUGUUAAGGUUGGUGGAAGGAACUCUUUUCUUGAACAAACUGUGCAGGGUAGAUUGCCUUUUAUUACAGAACGUCCUACUAUCAUCUUUGGUGCUGAUGUGACCCAUCCCAAUCCAGGAGAGGAUUCUAGUCCUUCCAUUGCCUCUGUUGUUGCUUCAAUGGAUUGGCCACAUGUUACCAAGUAUAGAGGGUUAGUUUCUGCACAAGAACACCGUAUGGAGAUUGUUGAGGAUCUGUAUAAGCUGUCUCAGGAUCCAGUUAAAGGGCCAGUUCAUGGGGGCAUGAUAAGGGAGCUGCUGAUAGAAUUCAGAAGGUCAACAGGCCACAAGCCCCACCGUAUCAUAUUCUACAGAGAUGGAGUGAGUGAAGGGCAGUUCAGCCAAGUCCUGCUCUAUGAAGUUGAUGCCAUCCGCAAGGCUUGCAAUUCGCUGGAGCCUGGGUAUCUGCCUCGCAUCACCUUUGUGGUGGUGCAGAAAAGGCACCACACGCGCCUGUUCCCUGCGGAUCACAACGAUCGCAGAGGCACUGAUAGGAGUGGCAACAUUUUGCCUGGCACAGUUGUGGAUACGAAAAUCUGCCAUCCUACAGAGUUUGACUUCUAUCUCUGCAGCCAUGCCGGUAUCCAGGGGACUAGCCGUCCGGCGCAUUACCAUGUUCUCUAUGAUGAGAACGGGUUCAGUGCUGAUGCGAUGCAGAACCUCACCAACUCUUUGUGCUACACCUAUGCUCGCUGCACUCGCUCAGUGUCAGUUGUACCUCCAGCGUACUAUGCGCAUCUUGCUGCCUUCCGCGCGAGGCAUUAUAUUGAGGGAGAGUAUUCUGACGCGGGGUCCACAUCAGGAGGAGGAGGACAGUCAACCCGGGAGAAGGGUGCAGAUGUUAGACCGUUGCCGAGGAUCAAGGAUAAUGUUAAGGCCGUGAUGUUCUACUGCUAAGUGCUCUGUUGGGAUGAAGGGGGAAAUGGAGAGAAGAAAGAUACUCCGGGGUAUAUGUUUUUGGUUAACGAAAAAGACUGACUAAGGCUCAUUCACAAAGUAGUAGUUUUUUUGUCCAUGCUUGGUUAGAGCUUUAGAUAUUUAAGUGUUACUAUUAGUAUUAUGAUU